Messenger RNA from Paraglomus occultum, 690 nucleotides. Lineage: Eukaryota; Fungi; Glomeromycota; Glomeromycetes; Paraglomerales; Paraglomeraceae. The record is from the annotation of a GenBank genome assembly.
AUGGCCGAGUCAGACCCAGCGACACAACCUUUGCCAACUUCUAACACUCGACUAAAUAAUGAAACCCCACCAGAGUGGGUAACUAUAACACAGGGACACCUGGGGGAGAUAUCAGAAUCUCUCGUAGAACUGAAGCUCCUUUAUCACCGUGAGAUGGACGAAAUUGAUGUAUGUCUGAGAGAACAUAUGUUGAAGGACCUGCAGGUGCUGGCAAAACAUGUAUCACAUUUUAUGCUGUUUGGAAAGCCAGAAAAAAUCGUUGGAUUGUCCUUUACAUUCCUAAAUAUGAAAGCAUAUUCUGACGUUUGCAUUCACUACACAAUUCACAUCCUGAGUUUAAUUUCUUUCUUGGAGUUGGCUGAGUUGCUCAGAGUUUAUUAUGUGGAUAAAUUCAAAAACAUCACAUACACAGACUAUCAGGCAGGAUCAAAGCAAAAUAAAAUGCUCCAAAUGCUGCUGGAAUAUGCCCCAUCAGUCAAUGUGACUCAUCCUGGACAUUUCUUUGCUUUUGAUGAGGCAUUGGAGAGGUUGAGAGGAAAGCUAGGAAGUGUCAAGAAAAGAAGUGAUGUUGAUCUACUUAUGAAUGUCUUCAGCUCUGACAAUCUGUCAGAAACUCUCACAGGAGCUACAGAGGGUAAUCCAACAGGCUAUGAAAAAUUAUUUUUUGCUAUUGCUAUGACAAAGGGAUAA